AUGCAGAUGCACUACGAUGCUUUUCACCCUACCUCGGCGAAGCAAAAUCGGGGACCGAUUCUGGAGGUGCUCCGCAAAGAGCUCCCUGAGGAUGGGUCAGGAAUGGUGCUGGAGAUCGGUUCUGGCAGUGGUUGUCACGCUGAGUUCUUUGCCACGGCGCUGCCGAAACUGCAGUGGCAGCCCACUGAGUGUGUAAAGUUCGCGGGCAUGACCGACCUCAAGGACAUCGACAUCGUCGCUACAAGGUGCAAGCGCAUCGACCACGUCGGUGCAAGGACGUUGCCCAAUGUGAAGCCAGCGCUUGCGCUGGACGCCUCCACCCCGUGGGAGGAGUGGCCGACCGAGGUUCAGAGCUUGGCCGGUGACUUCACCAUAGUAUACCUGUCCGACGUGACCCACAUCAGCCCAUGGAAGGUGACUUGCGGUGUCAUCGCAGGGGCUGCGAAAGCCCUGGCCAAGGGGGGGCGUCUGAUUAUGUACGGUCCUUUCAAGGUCGAUGGCAAAUGCACCACUCAGAGCAACGCCGACGACGACGCGAGCCUGAGAUCGCAGGAUCCAGAAUGGGGUUAUCGAGAUAUCGCCGACAUUGCUGCUGAGGCCGAGAAGCAAGGCAUCAAGUUCAUUCAGCGGCAAGAAAUGCCGGCGAACAACUUUUUCCUAACCUUCGAGAAGCAGGGUUUAGGAGAAGCAAAGACGAGGUUGAGUUUGUAA
This is a messenger RNA of Symbiodinium sp. CCMP2592, 711 nucleotides long. The record is from the annotation of a GenBank genome assembly. NCBI's taxonomy places the organism in Eukaryota, Dinophyceae, Suessiales, Symbiodiniaceae.